AUGAACGACUCAACUUACCGUGUGUCGUUUUCAGAAGAUUCAGACGAUUCCCAGGAUGACACGGUCGUCCCAUUCAUCACCCUCGUCAGAAACAGAAACGUCCUUCCCCCUUCAGAGUUUGUUGAUUCAAUCGCAAACGACAACUUGAAAAACUGCCACAACCUCGUGUUCCUCCUGUGGUUACUCAAUAGCCCAGUCCACCUCAACCACGAGUUUUUGAGGAGUGAUCGCCCAUUCCUGCUAUUCAGCAAUUGCUACAGUGCCUCUGGUUCUCACAACUACGAAGAAUAUUUGCAAAUAUGGCCUCGAUUCGCGAAAACAGGAGGAGAUUCGGCAGACAGCUUUGAGGUUUCGGUGUUUCCACAGGCGCUUCAGUUCACCAAACUUGACCAAUUCCGCAUGGACAAACUGACGCAUCAGUAUACGCAACAGUUCGGCCGCAUACUGAAUUCCUACAGCUUACAAAGCUCCCAGCAAAGCUCACAUUACCUAAGGGCGAACCUGCACGCUCUGCUCCAGUCCUACGUGUACGACACAUUAUUUGAUCUUUUCUUUAAGUGGAAAAGCUGGAGCCAAAUUACGGGCAGGGGUUUCGGACUUGUAUCCUUCUCAUCGCUGGUGGGGAAAUUUUGGGACUCCUACAUGUGCUUGCAAUUUGAUGACUCGCUCCAGAGCCUUGCGUCAACCCUUAAUUCUAAGUCCGAUUGCAAAAACUUCACACAGCAGCCUGAAACUGACUUCACUGGCUGCAAGAGUUGGCGUAUUAGGUACGCGGUGUGGGUCGAUACUGCAAACGGUAUAAUGCUACUGAUUAAUGGUGUUAAUGGGGGUAAUAUUGGGGUUGUGCCGGCCCAGGGACUCGACUUGACUCCUCGAAAUGUUGAGCAAAAUAUAUCCAAGUUGUUGCUAUUUGUUAACAUGUGCUUAAUCGAGUGCCUUUCAUGGGAGCUCAAUGGCAAGACAGAAACAGGGCUGUAUAUCAAGGGCGGAUGA
This is a messenger RNA of Lachancea thermotolerans CBS 6340, 993 nucleotides long. RefSeq names its product KLTH0C09328p. The coding region runs from base 1 to 993 and encodes 330 amino acids. The transcript has a single exon. NCBI's taxonomy places the organism in Eukaryota, Fungi, Ascomycota, Saccharomycetes, Saccharomycetales, Saccharomycetaceae. The record is from RefSeq and is a predicted model, not a curated record.